This is a messenger RNA of Adineta ricciae, 999 nucleotides long. The record is from the annotation of a GenBank genome assembly. Lineage: Eukaryota; Metazoa; Rotifera; Eurotatoria; Adinetida; Adinetidae.
AUGAGCGAAUUGAUCAUUUUACGCGACGUUUUUCUUUUGUUACUUUAUACACUCACCUCAAUAUUUGCACUGAUCAGUAAUGGAAUCGUUUUUCGAGUUAUAUUCCGUCGCGGACAUCAUUUAUUAUUUCAAUCGACAAUCCAUUUUCCUUUAAGCACUACACGAAUUCUUUUACUUAACCUUGCUCUAGCUGAUACGUUAUUGGCCGUAACUAUUCCAAUUCAAUUUAUAUCCUGUUCAACCUAUUUCCUUAAUCAUUUUUCUAUCAGUUCGUAUAUAUGUAUACUGAAUAGAUUUAUGCAAGUACUUGGUUAUAACGCUUCAACAGUGACGAUAUGUUUGAUUGCGUAUGAUCGAUAUCGUUUAAUACGAAAUCCUCUUUCUAAAUAUUAUGAGCCCAAACUUUUCCGUUCUCUUCUGUCGACAUGGAUCUUAUCGAGUCUAUUCUCCGCGAGUUGUUUACUUUCCACGAAGUCCCAAAUCUACUUUCCUUCAACAAGAACUUUUAUUGGUUGUCAAAUACUUCUUCCGACCAUAGCAAAAGAUUUUUCAAACGGUUACAUCCUUAAAAGACGUAUUUUUUGUGCCAUGAUAUCAUUUUAUAUUAUUCCAUUAGUAACCGUUACUAUACUUUGUGUUUUAACCAUGCGAGUCAUUUUUCGUCGAUCGACUAUUGGCGUUCAACGAUUCCAAUCAUUUAAACAAACACGUAGGCGCUCCUUAGUCUUGCUACUGAUGACAGCAAUUGCAUUUGCUCUGUCUCGUACGCCGAUAUAUCUCGUACAUUUACACGAGUUCCUUAUCGCUUCGUCGAAAACUUCACCUACACGUUCGGUGCGAGCGAGUAACCUAUGCAAUUAUUCAACAUUGUAUUUAUUGUUUUAUUGGUUAAGUAUCAGCAGUUGUUGUCACAAUCCUAUUAUCUACAAUUGGUUUAAUCGACGAUUUCGUCUUUUAGUUGUGGAUUGUUAUCGUUCAAUUCUUUACUGUGGAAAAUAG